UUGCAAGCCCAGAAAAUCGCCUAAUUAUCAUAGUCUGGCAACGGUGGAACAAAAAUAAAAUAAAUUGCAGGGAAUAAAUGCAGGAAAAUUAAGAUGUGCUAAAAACAAAAUUUUUACCAAAAAAUGGAGGAAAGCGUUUUAAAUAAUAGACAGACACAUGGUCCUGAUGUUAGUGAGUUACCUAAAAGUAGUACCGAUGGAGAAAGUGGGAGUGGCUCUAAUACAAGUGCAGAUUUAUUGCAAAAAAUACGUGAACUGGAGGAAGAAAAUCGAAAAAUGCAAUAUGGAUUCAAUAGCCAGAGGGCGAAGCUAAAAGAACUGUUUGUGCAAAAGGAACGUGAACUGGAGGAGAUGAAAUCCAAAAUGAUAGUAGCUGAAGUAAAAGCACAGGAAGAGAUAUCGUCUUUGCAACAGUUAGUGCAAGAAACAAUUGAAGAGUCCGCUAUUUGCAAGUCAGAAUUAGAGCACUUGAAAGAGGAAACAAUUCGUUAUCGACAAUUAAACGAAAGUUUGAUGCAGCAACAACAGACAAAUUCCAACAGUUCCCAAGAGUUAAGUAGUUUGGCACCACAAGUGUUGAGUCAGGUGAAAAAAACAAUAGUUAGAAAAUUUGGUGUAGACACAACCAAUUCAGUCUUAGGGACAAGUUUUGGCCAAGAAAAUCCUACAGAAGAAAGCAAAAAUAAAGGUGAUGGAAAAUAUACUCACGAGGAUUCGGAGGUGUUAGGCUCAAUUGUUACGCAGUUACAUGAAGAAAUGAAGGCUUUAAAAGAAAAACUUCGGGAGGCUGAUGAAAAACUUCGUGCCACACAAAGUGAAACGAAUUCCGAUACAAUAUCAAACUGUAAAAACUGCGCAAAAUUAGAGGAGAAAAUAGAAGAAUUAAAAACAAAUGCUGCUGAAAAACAGGAAGAAUUCGACAACUUGAAAAAACAAUUUGAUGAAUCUGUUAAAGAUUUGGAAAAGGAAGCAGCCCUAAGAGCUGGUCUAGAAAAUCAGUGGCAAGAAAAAAGAGAAGCUCAUAAGAACGAAGUCCAUAUUCUUAGGGAACAAGUUACCUCUAAUGAACAACAACUAUUAGAGUUACAGCAAAAAUUUUUAGAAACCAAAGAUGAAGUAAUGCGUCAAUUGCAACGCGUCAGCGACGACAGGGAAAAAGUCAACAAACACUUGGAAACUUUACAAGCUGACAAUGACUUUUUAUCUGGAAGGUAUUUAGCAACAGCAGAAGAAAUCGAAAAUCAAUACAUUAAUCUGCCAAAUACGAUUGAGGAAUUGCACGAAGUCAUUUUAAGGCAACAAAAUGAGUUGAUUCAAGCACGUUUGGGUUGUGAUUUCGAAAAAAAUCGAUGUGUAACAUCUUUGGAUGAAAUCCAAAUUUUGCGAGAUCAGUUGGAAGCCAGUAACAAUGAAAGGAUUCAAAACAAAAAGAAGUACCAAGCGGAAACAAAAUCUUUGCAAGAUCGGAUAACUCAACAUUUAGUAACAUUACAAAACUGCGAGUUAGCAAAAACAGCAUUAGAGCGAAAAGAAAGUGAAUUGAAUAGACAAAUAUCUGAAUUCAGGGUAGAAAUUAUAGAGCUACAAGAGCAAAAUGAAAAACUUAGUAGAAAUUAUGCAGAUGCUAAGGCUAAAAUAAAAAAUCUGCAGGACGAUUUAGUUACCAGUGAGCAAGUACAAAAAGAUUUCGUUCAAUUAUCACAAACUUUACAGGUGACAUUGGAACAACUGAGGCAUGCUGACUCUGAAGUACGCUGGCAAGAUGACGAUGACGUUGCCAAUUGUCCAACGUGUAAUAAUCAUUUUACAGUUACUGUACGUAAACUACACUGUCGUCAUUGCGGCCAUAUCUACUGUGACAAAUGUUUAACAAAAACUGUACUAUCUGGACCACGGCAGCGGCCAGCACGAGUCUGUGAUAUUUGCCAUACUUUGCUCACUCCCAAUAUAGCACCCUAUUUCAGCCAAGAGUCUGCCCAGCAAUCAUCAGUGUCCACUAAUAACUCUUAGAUUAAGAGCGAAUGAGCUAGAGAAAAACAAAUGUUUGUACAAGUACAUUCAUUAUAAAAUUUAUUAAAUUUUUUCUCAAUAAAAUUUCAUUUUAAAUUCUA
Messenger RNA from Lucilia sericata (common green bottle fly), 2111 nucleotides. RefSeq names its product early endosome antigen 1 (gene Rbpn-5). The record is from RefSeq and is a predicted model, not a curated record. Lineage: Eukaryota; Metazoa; Arthropoda; Insecta; Diptera; Calliphoridae. Gene Ontology annotation, molecular function: GTPase activator activity; metal ion binding. The transcript is spliced from 8 exons. Gene Ontology annotation, biological process: endocytosis. Gene Ontology annotation, cellular component: intracellular membrane-bounded organelle. The coding region runs from base 124 to 2010 and encodes 628 amino acids.